AAUAUAUUAUCAUGAAUGACAUAUCUUCUUCAUCUUCUCAUAUGCUCUUGACUGUUUUUCUUCACAAUGCUGAUAUGUUUAUUUUUAUUCAUGUAAAAUCUUCAUGCAUUGACAGAUCUGUGUCUGCUGAUAAUAGUGAACUCAAUGUUGAAUCAUUGAUUGAGAACUUGAAGAACACAAUAAUGAAGAAAUUGUCUGUGCUAUGUGUAGCUGAGUCUCUCAUGUCUCUCUCUGCCCUCUCUGUUUCUUUCUCUGCCACUUUCCCCUCUCAAUCUCCUACACCUGCUCCUGUGUCUGAUUCUCCCACUUCUGCUAUUUCUGUCCCUGUGUCUGGUUCUCCCGCUUCUGCUACCCCUGCUCUCUCUAGUUCUAUCACCUCUGCUUUCAUUAUCAGCUCUCCUCAUUUCAAGAAGAUGUUGUAUAGACUUGAUGAACUGCAUUUCUCAGCAUAUAUACUCUUAUUCUUCUUGUUAAUCUCUAGAACAAUUUAUUAUAUCUGUGUUUUCAGAAACAGAAAUACAGAUGUUAUACUCUUUUACAUCUGUGAGCAUGAGACUU
Blastomyces gilchristii SLH14081 is the source of this 558-nucleotide messenger RNA. RefSeq lists its product as uncharacterized. The record is from RefSeq and is a predicted model, not a curated record. The transcript is spliced from 3 exons. Lineage: Eukaryota; Fungi; Ascomycota; Eurotiomycetes; Onygenales; Ajellomycetaceae. The annotation marks the transcript as partial.